Funneliformis caledonium is the source of this 219-nucleotide messenger RNA. The record is from the annotation of a GenBank genome assembly. Lineage: Eukaryota; Fungi; Glomeromycota; Glomeromycetes; Glomerales; Glomeraceae.
UAUUACUUGUAGUAACUGUACCAGCAGAAAUUACGGAAGAAGCCAAAGCGAUUAUGAGACUUUGUCUAAUGGACGCCAAUUUUAUUGAUAGACCUGGUACUCAAAAAUUGCAAUUCAUCAGUGAACCUGAAGCUGCUGCAAUUCAUUGUAUGAAACUAUUUCGAGAGCAAUUCACGAAUAAAACAAAAUCAACAUAUAUGGUAGUCGAUUGUGGCGGAG